Molecule: messenger RNA, 1352 nt
Organism: Colletotrichum scovillei
Lineage: Eukaryota; Fungi; Ascomycota; Sordariomycetes; Glomerellales; Glomerellaceae
Product: hemolysin III family channel protein
Exons: 2
Coding region: 280-1257 (325 amino acids)
Cellular component (GO): membrane
Molecular function (GO): signaling receptor activity
Source: RefSeq, a predicted model, not a curated record
UUAAAAUCAGGGCCCUCCCUUUUACGUAGUUACCCCUGGCCUGACCCGCCGCCGCACACCCGGCGCUAGACGUCAAUCCGUCAUCGCAGCAGCUGCAGUACCUUACCUCAUGUGCCUUUGUUGAACGUGCGCGCCCGUGAUAUCUCAACGGUCUUUAAAUGCUUAAGAAAGUCCAACACCACAUGCUAUAGUAGACAUCCUUUUCUCUCUUGUUUUGCGACGCAUAUAGACAGAAACAAUACCUAAAAAUACCACCAACCUAAACAAUAAACCACCAAGAUGACAGCCCUAGAAACAGCCGACGACGCACCCGGCCUCAGAAACCGCCGCCGCUCCUCCUCCCAUGACACCACAACCCUCCUCUCAACAGUAGAAUCCUCCGCAGCCGCCCUCGAACGCAAAGUCGAAAACGCCCUCCUCGUCCUCUGGGACGACCUACCCGCCUGGCGCCGCGACAACCAAUUCAUCAUCACGGGCUACCGCCCCGACUCCAACUCGUACCGCGCCUCCUUCCGCUCUUUGGGCUACCUGCACAACGAGUCCGUCAACAUCUGGUCCCACCUCCUCGGCGCCGUCGCCUUCGUGAUUACCGGCGCCGUCCUGUACGCCGUCAUCGCGCCGCGCUACGAGUCGGCGAGCGAUGCCGACAUGAUUGUCUUUGGGUGCUUCUUUGCCGGCGCCGUCGCGUGUCUAGGCAUGAGUGCGACGUACCACGCCAUGAGCAACCAUUCGCCCGAGGUCGCCAAGUGGGGGAAUAAGCUGGAUUACUCGGGGAUUGUGUUUCUUAUCGUGGGCAGUUAUGUGCCGGCCAUGUAUUACGGCUUUUAUUGCCAUCCUGCGUUGCUCAAGUUUUACCUCACAACGAUCUGCCUCCUAGGCCUAGGCUGCGGCGCAGUCUCCUGGAUCGAAUUCUUCCGCGCCCCGGAAUGGCGCACCUUCCGCGCCUGCAUGUUCACCGCCCUCGGCACCUCGGGCGUCGUCCCCGUCCUCCACGGCCUGACAAUCUACGGCCGCCAGGAGAUGGAGGACCGCAUGAGCCUGAGCUGGGUCGUCCUGCACGGCCUCAUGUACAUCUUUGGCGCUUUUCUGUACGCCUUCCGCUGGCCGGAGCGCUCGUUCCCGCGCACGUUUGACAUCUGGGGCAGCUCACACCAGAUUUUUCACUUUUUCGUGGUGAUGGCCGCCGUGACGCAUUUGUAUGGCAUGGCUAAGGCUUUUGAUUAUCAUCAUACUGUUACGGGGGGCAAGUGUUUCUGAUCAGAGGGUUUUAUAGGUGUUGGUAGAUGGUGUAAUGAGGUUCAUGAGUUUCGGAUACAUGAUGUUUUCCGCUUGAUAGAAGGUUGAUAAUAGAG